Eubalaena glacialis (North Atlantic right whale) is the source of this 372-nucleotide messenger RNA. RefSeq names its product transcription initiation factor IIA subunit 2-like. Gene Ontology annotation, molecular function: RNA polymerase II general transcription initiation factor activity; TBP-class protein binding. Gene Ontology annotation, cellular component: transcription factor TFIIA complex. The transcript has a single exon. Lineage: Eukaryota; Metazoa; Chordata; Mammalia; Artiodactyla; Balaenidae. Bases 43 to 372 code for a protein of 109 amino acids. Gene Ontology annotation, biological process: transcription initiation at RNA polymerase II promoter; RNA polymerase II preinitiation complex assembly. The record is from RefSeq and is a predicted model, not a curated record.
AUGCAAGCCUGAAUAAGAAAAAGAAUUUCUCCCUCCUAAGCCAUGGCAUAUCAGUUGUACAGAAAUACCACUUUGGGAAACAGUCUUCAGGAGAGCCUCGAUGAGCUUAUACAGUCUCAACAGAUUACCCCCCAACUUGCCCUUCAAGUUCUACUUCAGUUUCAUAAGGCUGUAAAUUCAGCAUGGGCACAGAGGGUCAGGAACAGAGUCAAUUUCAGGGGCUCUUUAAAUACGUACAGAUUCUGUGAUAAUGUGUGGACUUUUGUAUUGAAUGAUGUUGAAUUCGGAGAGGUGACAGAACUUAUUAAAGUGGAUAAAGUGAAAAUUGUAGCCUGUGAUGGUAAAAAUACUGGCUCCAAUACUACAGAAUGA